AUGCUCAUCCGCAACGCCAGGAUCCUCCCGUCCAUCGCCGAGUCUUUCGAUGACAUAGAGUUUGCAGUCAACCUGCAGCUAGCGAUCCACAAGUGCGUGCUGGUCCCGCUCUGGGCCGAGGUGACGCCCAGCCUGAUCAAAGAGACCGAGGAGUACCUGGCCGAGAUGGUUCCGAGCUGGAGGGGCUUCCGCGUCGACUCCUCCGCCAAGUACCUGGGCACGCGCAUCGGUCCUGGCAUCUCGGAGCAGGGCAUCUGGAAGGAUGCGGCGGCGAAGUGGUGGUCACGGACUGCGGAGCUGAGCCGCACGGGCAUGGCGACCAGCCUCGCCGCCCGCGCCUACAACGUCAACGUGCUCCCGUGCCUCUCCUACCUGGCCCAGUUCUUCUUCAUCAUCCCCGAGAUAUGGCGGAUCGAGGUCACGAUGCUCCACCGCCUCCUGUGCUUCCCGCCCUCGUCCAUGCGCAAGGCGGACAUCCUCGCUUUGGGCUCGUGGUGCGGUUCCCCUGCGCCCGUGGGCGUGCUCCCGUACUCUGUCGCCACCAUCCUCCGCGCGGCGGCCCACACAGUGCGAGGCUGGGCCCCUGUGCUGGGCUCCCUGCACGAGACGGCGGUCGAGCACCUCCCGCUGGUCCGUGUGUUGCGGGGCGCGUGGUCUCCGCCGUGGUGGGCCACCGAGCGUUCCAUCGUUCAGAACUACGGCCUCGUCAUGGACCUGUUCCGCACCCUCCUGCACCCACGCCCCGAGCUGGACAAGCUGCCCGUCCCUGUACCGCCAGCCCUCGUCGAGGCGGCCCGCCGUGCGAUGGCCGACGGAGAGCUCGCCGCCGCUGCUGCCGUCCCGCCCAGGAAGGUCAAGCGCCAGGCCGCGGCCAUGCUUGCCUUGAGGGAUGGCCUCUACGACGGCCGCCUCGACAUCCUCAUCGGCCGCCGCUUGCGGCGCUGGGGCAUCGUGAUCACCCCUGAGGAGCUGCACGGCCGAUGGCUGGAGCUCCGAGCUGUUCUGCGUGCUGUUCGCCCAUCAUGGCUGUGGUCGUGGCUCCGCGCGGCGGUCAUCGGCUGGAUCACCUCGGGCAGGAUGCACGUCAUCGCCCCGCGGCCGUGCAUCUUUGGCUGCGACGCCAAGGACGACCUGAUGCACUACAUGAAGUGUGAGAAGCUCCGCAGCGCGGUUGCUGCCCCUGCGGAGCCGAGUGAGUUGGAGUUUGGAAUGGUCUUCCUGGGGCUCGGCCUCCCGCACGAGCAUCGCGUGCGCGCCCGCAAGACCUGUGUGCAUGCGGUGGCGUUGACCACGCAAUUAUAUCAUAUCGAAAAGUGGCGGAUCGACAGCGGUCUGCCUGUCCAUGACGCUGCGAUUGCGGCCGCACGCAUCGCAGCAUUGCAUCGCCUACAGGCCUAG
This is a messenger RNA of Prorocentrum cordatum, 1398 nucleotides long. The record is from the annotation of a GenBank genome assembly. Lineage: Eukaryota; Dinophyceae; Prorocentrales; Prorocentraceae.